Messenger RNA from Trichoderma breve, 306 nucleotides. RefSeq lists its product as uncharacterized. The record is from RefSeq and is a predicted model, not a curated record. Lineage: Eukaryota; Fungi; Ascomycota; Sordariomycetes; Hypocreales; Hypocreaceae. Bases 1 to 306 code for a protein of 101 amino acids. The transcript has a single exon.
AUGAAGAAGGGACCGCGAGUGGCGGAGGAAAGGGAUAGUCGAGUUUUGAGCGAUGACUCUGAAGAAAAGCCUCUGAAAAAGCAAGCAGCGCAGAAGAGCCGAGUUUCGAAUGAUGACUCGGAAGGAAUACCCCUUGGGGAGAGAAGAGCACAGAAGAAGAGACCACGCGUGCCGGUGAAGAAGGAUAAUCGAGUCGCAAAGGAUGACUCGGAAGACGACGACCAGCCUCUUUUCAAUAUCUUAAAGAAGAGAGCUAAGAAAAUCAAGAUCAUGCCGUCUCGCGAGAAGUCGUCAUCCUUUGACUGA